Molecule: messenger RNA, 544 nt
Organism: Drosophila innubila
Lineage: Eukaryota; Metazoa; Arthropoda; Insecta; Diptera; Drosophilidae
Product: sex-regulated protein janus-A
Exons: 3
Coding region: 83-457 (124 amino acids)
Biological process (GO): peptidyl-histidine dephosphorylation
Cellular component (GO): cytosol
Molecular function (GO): protein histidine phosphatase activity
Source: RefSeq, a predicted model, not a curated record
CGAUGUGUCUGCAGUCCUAGUUCACAAUUUUAUGAAACAAUUCGCUAACAAUUUUUAAGUAAAACGAAUAAUAUUUAUCAGAAUGACAGCACAAAAUCUUGAAUCUGUGACUCCAGUGGACAUUGAUGACCAGGGUAUUUUCAAAUAUAUUCUAAUAAAAGUCUUUGGAAGUGAAACCUCCGACGGCAAUGAACCCAGCAAGACUAUAGUACGCGGAUAUGCAGAUUGUACUUGGCAUGCUGACAUAUAUGACCGCGUUCAGGAGAUUUGUAAAAAGAAAGACUUGGAUACUGAAUGUCUAGGUGGAGGUCGCAUCGAACAUAACCCAGACAAGAAGUAUAUUAAAGUCUAUGGCUAUUCCCAGGGUUUUGGAAAAGCCGAUCACUUAGAGACAAAGAGAAUUUUACAAACGAAAUAUAAGAAUUACGAAAUCGAGGCAUCCGAUGAGGGAUAUUAAAUUAAUUUAAGAUCAUAUGUAGCUGAAAAACACGAUGUGAUUAUAAAGCCCAAAAGAACUGGUUUUAUUAAAUUUACUACAAUCAAA